AGGCACCAUCCAAUCAGUAGGGACCAGGUAGAGCACAAAGGGCAGAGAUUAGGUGAUUGCUCCAUAUUUGUAGCUGGCAUAUUCUCCUCUCUUUGGACAUCAGGACAACAGGAACUUUGGAUUCCAGGACUUGCACCUGUGGCUCCACCCAAGUUCGCAGACCUUUGUUCUCAGACUGACAGUCACUUCGCUGACUUGCCUGUGGAACUGGACUGUGCCGCACGGCUGGCUUUGCAGGAUCUCCAGUUUGCAGUCUGCCUGUUGUAGGACUUCUCGGCCUCUGCGACUGCGAGAAGGACGCAGCCUCCUCAUGUGGCGCUACCUGGCAGCACUCGAGGGCCUGUACCACCUCGUGCGCUGGUACCGGGAGAGGCAGGUGAUGAGCCACCUCGAGGACAAGUAUGUGUUCAUCACGGGCUGUGACUCGGGCUUCGGGAACCUGCUGGCCAGACAGCUGGACAUGCGAGGCAUGAGGGUGCUGGCCGCCUGUCUGACGGAAGAAGGGGCCGAGCAGCUGAGGAAGCGGACGUCAGCACGGCUGGAGACAGUGAUCCUGGACGUCACCCAGAUGGAGAGCAUUGCUGCAGCCGCCCAGUGGGUCAAGGAGUGCGUGGGGCGCAGAGGACUCUGGGGCCUGGUCAACAACGCAGGCAUUUUUCCCCCAGUCACAUGAGUGAGUGAGUGGCACAGGACUGAAGACUUGGUGAAUACUCUCAAAGUGAACCUCAUUGGUUUGACCGAGGUGACCCUGAGCGUGCUUCCCUUGGUGAGGAAAGCGCGAGGGAGGAUCGUCAAUGUCUCCAGCGUUUUUGGAAGAAUUGCUGUCCCUCCUGCAGCCUACAGCUGCUCCAAGUAUGGAGUUGAAGCGUUUUCAGAUGUACUGAGGCGUGAGCUGAGAGAGUUUGGGGUGAAAGUCAGCAUAGUUGCUCCUGGCUUCUUCAAUACGGGGAUGACAAACAAGUUGAUUUGCUUAGAGAAAAUGAAGCAAGCCUGGAAGGAAGCCCCUACGCAUAUUAAGGAAUCCUAUGGACAGAAGUAUUUGGAUGUUUAUUACAGAUUGACAAAUAAAAUGCUGUCAUAUUCCAAAAUAAACCUGAACCCGGUCACUGACUGCAUAGAACAUGCUCUGACCUCUGCACAUCCUCGUACUCGAUAUUCAGGGGGCUGGGAGGCAAAAUUUUUCAUCAUUCCUCUGUCUUAUUUACCUACAUCGCUGGCAGACUACAUAUUGACCAGAUCCUUUCCCAAGCCAGCCCAGGUAGCCUAAAGAAACUGGUUUAGUAGCUCUGGGAAUGAGCAAUACAAAAGUCUGCAAUUGGUUGCUAGUGUUUCAGCAACCUUUAUUCAGAGCGUAGGCCGUUUGUAACAAUAGCCACUCUUUUCUCAAGUCAUUUGUCUGAUCUCAUCAGAAAACCCAUGUGUUCACAUGUUUACUACUUUUGUUGACAGAUCUUUGCUAUAUUCUAAACACUUUUUGAUAAAGACGUUUCUAAAAUGCAUCGUUCCUUCUUUCCCUAUUAAACUGAGCCAAGUG
Chinchilla lanigera (long-tailed chinchilla) is the source of this 1534-nucleotide messenger RNA. Its product is annotated as 17-beta-hydroxysteroid dehydrogenase type 6-like. Lineage: Eukaryota; Metazoa; Chordata; Mammalia; Rodentia; Chinchillidae. The record is from RefSeq and is a predicted model, not a curated record.